AUGUCAAAACCAAGAGAUUCAAUUACAGAUUCAGCAUGCCAUGUUUUAAAAGGUGCUAUUGUUAAAAUUUUAAAUACACCAUUAACCAUUUCAGUUGAUUGUACAAAUAGUAAAAAAGGUAGAAUAAGUGUUGAAUAUGAUCAAGCCGAUAAACCAACUGCUGAAAUUAUUCAACAAAUCGAAGAUGAAGCCAAUAAAAUUAUUAAAGAAAAUUUAGAAUUUAAAGUUUGUCAAAUUAAUAGAAAAGAAGCCGAAGAAAAAUAUAAAUCAAAUUUAGUCAAUAAUACUUUUAUUUAUGAUAAAUUCCCAGUACCAGAAUCAGUUACAUCUUUAACACUUGUCGAAUUAAAAGAUUGGAAUAUAAAUUGUUGCCCAGCUACCCACUUAAAAACUACUGGUGAAAUUGGUUCAAUUAAAAUUGCUGGUAUCAACCAUAGAGCAAAUAAAAAAGAAUUAGAAUUUAGAUUUGAUAUUGGUGCACCAUUAGCUGCCACUACCUCCAAACCAUCAUCAACAUCAUCCUCAUCUGCCAAACCAGCCACUGCAGCUGCUGCCGCUCCAUCACACAAUUUAACAUUAAAAGAUACUGACGUUCAAUUAUUAACCAAAAAAAUUAUGCAAUUAGUUGUUGAAGCCAAAGGUGACGAAAACAAAUUAUCAGAGGCUCAUACUGAUAUCGAACAAAUUUUAACAAUUUUAAAAAACACAUCAUACACUAAUGGUUAUCAAAGUGUAAUUAGAAAAUAG
Messenger RNA from Dictyostelium purpureum, 747 nucleotides. RefSeq lists its product as uncharacterized. Gene Ontology annotation, molecular function: ATP binding; Ser-tRNA(Ala) deacylase activity; aminoacyl-tRNA ligase activity. Bases 1 to 747 code for a protein of 248 amino acids. Lineage: Eukaryota; Evosea; Eumycetozoa; Dictyosteliales; Dictyosteliaceae. The record is from RefSeq and is a predicted model, not a curated record. Gene Ontology annotation, biological process: tRNA aminoacylation; regulation of translational fidelity. The transcript is spliced from 2 exons.